Molecule: messenger RNA, 1581 nt
Organism: Branchiostoma belcheri (Belcher's lancelet)
Lineage: Eukaryota; Metazoa; Chordata; Leptocardii; Amphioxiformes; Branchiostomatidae
Exons: 1
Molecular function (GO): nucleic acid binding; RNA-DNA hybrid ribonuclease activity
Source: RefSeq, a predicted model, not a curated record
CUAAACUUCGAGAAACACAUCAGCAACACUCAGACGAAAGCAUACAAGGCGCUUAAGGCAAUCAGCAAGAUCACACAAGCAAAAAAGUCACCCAACCAAGAGGCCCACAUCCUCCUGUACACAACCCUGGUUCGUCCCAUGCUUGACUACGGAGCAGAAUGCGUAGUUUCGGCCGGAAACAAGGUGGAGAAGACAUACUCACCCAUCCAAAGACAGGCACUCCUCGCUGCCACAGGGUGCUUGGAGAGAACUAGCACAGAGGCUCUUGAAGCCAUCACAGGAGUACUACCAAUUGAUAUACACCUCACAUGCAGACAGGCUCAAACUUACCUAAGACUGACAACGAAACACACGGGAAACGCUAUCUACGACACCAUCUCCCACAUGAGCACACGGAAGUCAAACACUCAAACUGGCACCCCAAUCCACCUGCUGCAAACCAGAUUCAAUGAAAUGAAGGGCGACAUUGAUGAACACAUGAUGGACAAGGAACCGUACUAUGAUGCAAGACUCCCUCCCUUCGCUAUUGGCUCCAUCACAGGCACAUUCGUAACUGAAACCAACACUACAGAGGGAAAGGACAAGGCAAGAAGCAAAAUCCUAGACAUCCUGACAGAAAUAACCAGCAGCACUACACCUACCACCGUAAUAUUCACAGAUGGCUCUGCCCUUGGUAACCCAGGCCCCACUGGGUGUGCCGCAGUCAUCUAUGAAAGAUGGGGUCACACAGAACCAUUCGCAGUUCGCAAAGCAGUAGCCGCUAAGUCCAACAACUAUGAGGGGGAACUGGAGGGACUUCAUCUGGCCAUAGACACCAUCACCCGCAGACAAACCACAAGCAAGAGAGUACUCAUCCUGUGUGACUGCAAAGCAGCAAUCGAGAACGUCAUAGGAGUACAGCAGGUGGAAGCCUACAACGCCCUGGUACACACCAUCAGAAACAAACUACAAGCACUCCGACAGCAAGGUAUCACCACACAAAUCACAUGGUGCCCAGGGCACAUGGGUAUCUCUGGUAAUGAAAUCGCAGAUAACGAAGCUAAACUUGCAGCCAACGAGGCAUCAACCAACCCCCAAAACAGCACAUCCUGGACCAAGCAUCAAGCCAUGAAACACAUUGAAACAAAAGCACAUGAGAGAUGGGAUAGAAGAACAGAACUCAACAUGACAAGUCAACACAUGCUGAAGAUAGGAACAAACAUGAAGAAGAAAGGCAGAGCACUUGGUAGAAGAAGCACACAAGUCACCAUCAACCAGCUGGUGAGCGGGCACACCAGACUCAAUGCGUACCAGAACUGGAAAAACCCUGAAGUCUCACCAUACUGCCCAAACUGCGACGCUCUGGAGACCACCAACCACUACCUGUACCACUGCCCCCGCUAUGAGAACGAAAGGCAUCACAUGCUGAUGGAAGCAGACAACAUUCACGAGACCUACAACACAGCAAAGGAAGACAGAGACACGGACAUCGUCACACUGGCCGGAAUGAGAGUAGGACUUCCUGAAGGAGCAAACAACCAGAUGUAUCUAGCCCUCUCCCGGUACAUCGAGAGUACGCGCCGAUUUGACGUGCUCUCCUAG